AUGACUUGCUCAUCGCAAUGCCAGGUCGACAAGGCCUCUCUCAGAAACCAACAACAGCCGUCAUCUCCCACAAGCGGACCUAAACAGCAUCUUCUCCCAGGCAUUCGCUGCCCUACGUGCCAUGCCUCAGGUAAAGAGGUGUGGGUACUACCCGGAAAAGAGUGCGGCUACUGCGGCACGCCCUGCGGCUAA
This is a messenger RNA of Colletotrichum gloeosporioides, 192 nucleotides long. RefSeq lists its product as uncharacterized. NCBI's taxonomy places the organism in Eukaryota, Fungi, Ascomycota, Sordariomycetes, Glomerellales, Glomerellaceae. The record is from RefSeq and is a predicted model, not a curated record. The transcript has 2 exons. The coding region runs from base 1 to 192 and encodes 63 amino acids.